AUGGGGGACCGACUCAGAAUUAAGACGAAUGAGUGUGUUCUAGAUAAGCCCCACCGAGAAAGUAGUUGGAUCGCAGUGCACAGCAGUCCGAAGGGGCUUUGGGAGCCCGGCAGGAAAGGACUCCGCCGCCCCCAGCGCACCGCACCCCUGCCGGGCGCAGGGACGAGACCCAUUCCCCCGAAAGCCAAAAAUCCUGGCCGCGGAUUUACACAGGCUAAUAAAUGCGAGGCGCCCGCCGAGACGCCCCGUGACCGCCGAGGCGGCAGCGCACGUCCCCGUCGCGAUCACGCCGCGAGCUCCGCCGCCUCCCGAAGCCACGCAGACCGCGAGCGCCGCGGUCCCCGCCGGAGCCUCGGAGCGCUCGGGCGGCGAUGGAGGGCUCGCUACCCUAAUAUCUCUCGGCGAGCGGCGCGGGGCUCUGAGAGGCUCGCUGGCCAUCGCGGUCGGUCGGGAGGCGGAAUCGAGGUGGGUUUUGGUGGAGGGGAAAAACGCGCAGGAGAAGACGGAAUCCGGAGUGGCGGAGACUUUGUGCCCCCGUUGGAGAGAUGGUUGAGUCCUCGUCAAGGUUGCUGUGGCAUCCGCAAAGGGGGAAGCCGAGCGCAGGAGCCCAAGCCCCGGGAGCCUGGCAUGCGGACCUGCGCUAGAUGUGGCCGCCUCGACUUCCUCCUAAUGAAGAAAAUGGGGAUUAAAAGUGGAUUUACGUUUUGGAACCUCGUCUUUUUACUGACGGUGUCCUGUGUGAAAGGGUUUAUUUAUACAUGUGGCGGAACUUUAAAAGGACUUAAUGGCACUAUAGAAAGCCCUGGUUUUCCAUAUGGAUAUCCAAAUGGUGCAAACUGUACAUGGGUAAUAAUAGCAGAAGAAGGAAAUAGAAUACAAAUUGUGUUUCAGUCAUUUGCACUAGAAGAAGAAUAUGACUACUUGUCCUUAUAUGACGGACACCCGCACCCUGCAAACUUCAGGACAAGGCUAACAGGAUUCCACCUGCCACCACCAGUGACCAGCACCAAGUCCGUAUUCUCACUACGUUUGACCAGUGACUUUGCGGUUAGUGCUCAUGGGUUUAAAGUGUACUAUGAAGAAUUGCAGAGUAGCUCUUGUGGAAACCCUGGAGUUCCGCCCAAAGGUGUCUUGUAUGGCACGCGGUUUGAUGUUGGGGACAAGAUCCGCUACAGCUGUGUGACCGGCUACAUCCUGGACGGCCACCCGCAGCUCACCUGCAUAGCCAAUUCCGUGAAUACCGCCUCAUGGGACUUUCCUGUUCCCAUCUGCAGAGUUUUCAAAAUCCUCUUUGUGCUUUUACAAGAUGUGAUAAAUAAUAUGAUGACUGUCGGGGCCAAAUGCCAUUCAGUGGAAAGCCUGGCUUAUAAAAACAUUGUGAUGUGUUCUCAUGUACUGUAUUCAGCCACCUGCAAGUUGUCUGGAAUGAAUAUACCACCGCCAAUUAUCAGCAACAAAAACUGGCUCAGACUGCAUUUUGUUACAGACAGCAAUCACCGAUAUCGUGGAUUUAGUGCUCCGUAUCAAGGUUCUUCUCCAUUGACCCACACUACCUCCACUGGUGAGUUAGAGGAGCAUGACAGGACUGCCACUGGUGCUAUUGCUGUUGCUAGCACUCCUGCAGAUGUUACUGUAUCCAGUGUUACAGCUGUCACCAUCCAUAGACUUGCCGAGGAGCAGCGAGUGCAAGUUACGAAUCUCAGAAAUUCAGGUCUGGACCCCAACACAUCCAAGGACGGUCUCCCUCCUCGUCAAGCAGACACACAAAGUGCAAGGAGAAGAACAAGAAAUGCUGAACAGAUAGAAAGGACUAAAGAACUUGCAGUUGUUACUCAUAGAGUGAAAAAGGCCAUAGAUUUUAAAUCUAGAGGAUUUAAGUUGUUUCCAGGCAAAGACAACAGCCACAAGUUUUCUCUCUUAAAUGAGGGAGGUAUUAAAACAGCUUCCAAUUUAUGCCCUGAUCCCGGAGAACCAGAAAAUGGAAAGAGAAUUGGAUCAGAUUUUAGCCUUGGAUCCACUGUUCAGUUCUCUUGUGAUGAGGAUUAUGUCCUGCAGGGGGCAAAGAGUAUAACCUGCCAGAGGAUAGCCGAAGUCUUCGCUGCCUGGAGUGACCACAGGCCUGUAUGCAAAGUGAAAACAUGUGGCUCCAACCUUCAGGGACCGAGUGGUACCUUCACGUCCCCCAACUUUCCAUUCCAGUACGACAGCAACGCACAGUGCGUCUGGGUCAUCACAGCCGCGAAUACAAAUAAGGUUAUCCAGAUAAAUUUUGAAGAAUUUGACCUUGAGAUCGGCUAUGACACGUUGACCAUUGGUGACGGGGGCGAAGUUGGAGACCCAAGGACUGUGCUGCAAGUGCUGACUGGCAGCUUCGUACCGGACCUGAUCGUGAGCAUGAGUGGCCAGAUGUGGCUGCACCUCCAGACGGACGAAAGCGUCGGCUCUGUUGGCUUCAAGGUUAACUACAAAGAAAUUGAGAAAGAAAGCUGUGGCGAUCCUGGUACACCUUUAUAUGGAAUUAGAGAAGGCGAUGGGUUUUCCAAUCGUGAUGUUUUAAGGUUUGAAUGCCAGUUUGGGUUUGAAUUAAUUGGAGAGAAAUCCAUUGUUUGUCAAGAGAAUAACCAGUGGUCUGCAAACAUACCCAUCUGCAUCUUUCCUUGUCUCUCUAACUUUACUGCACCAAUGGGAACCGUUCUUUCUCCUGAUUACCCAGAAGGGUAUGGAAAUAAUCUGAAUUGCAUCUGGACUAUAAUCUCUGACCCAGGAAGUCGCAUACACCUUUCCUUCAAUGACUUCGAUUUGGAAUCCCAGUUCGACUUCCUUGCUGUCAAAGAUGGCGAUUCUCCAGAUUCCCCAAUUCUUGGCACCUUCACUGGGGCAGAAGUGCCUUCCCACCUCACAAGCAACAGCCACAUACUGCGCUUGGAAUUUCAGGCUGACCACUCCAUGUCGGGACGUGGGUUCAAUAUCACUUACAACACUUUUGGACAUAACGAAUGCCCUGAUCCUGGAAUACCGAUCAACGCCCGGCGCUUUGGGGACAACUUCCAAUUAGGAAGUUCAAUUUCGGUUAUUUGUGAAGAAGGAUUUAUUAAAACCCAGGGAACAGAAACAAUUACGUGUAUUCUCAUGGAUGGAAAAGUGAUGUGGAGCGGACCAAUUCCGCGAUGCGGAGCUCCCUGCGGUGGCCACUUCUCGGCUCCAAGUGGGGUGAUUCUUUCCCCAGGAUGGCCAGGGUACUACAAAGACUCUCUGAACUGUGAGUGGGUGAUUGAAGCUGAGCCUGGACACUCUAUCAAAAUCACAUUUGAAAGGUUUCAGACUGAGCUGAACUAUGAUGUUCUGGAAGUCCACGAUGGGCCCAAUCUUCUGUCCCCCUUGCUUGGAUCUUACAAUGGCACACAAGUGCCCCAGUUUCUAUUUAGCAGCAGUAAUUUUAUAUACCUCCUGUUUACAACAGACAACAGCCGUUCCAAUAAUGGUUUCAAGAUUCAUUAUGAAAGUGUGACUGUGAAUACGUACUCUUGCUUGGACCCCGGCAUACCUGUGCAUGGCCGUCGCUAUGGCCACGAUUUCUCCAUUGGAUCUACUGUGUCUUUCAGUUGUGAUCCAGGAUACAGGUUAAGCCACGAAGAGCCCCUGCUGUGUGAAAAAAACCACUGGUGGAGUCAUCCACUGCCCACCUGUGAUGCCCUGUGUGGAGGCGAUGUUAGAGGGCCGAGCGGAACAAUCUUGUCACCUGGUUACCCAGAAUUUUAUCCAAAUUCUUUGAAUUGUACAUGGACUGUUGAUGUAACCCAUGGGAAAGGUGUGCAGUUCAACUUCCACACCUUCCAUCUGGAAGACCACCAUGACUACUUACUGAUCACAGAGAACGGGAGCUUUACCCAACCACUGGCUCGCCUGACGAGUUCGGAACUUCCAUCAACAAUCAAUGCUGGGCUCUAUGGAAACUUCAGAGCUCAACUACGCUUCAUCUCAGAUUUUUCCAUAUCAUAUGAAGGAUUCAACAUUACAUUCACUGAGUAUAACCUGGAGCCUUGUGAAGAUCCUGGGAUUCCUCAGUAUGGCAGCCGAGUGGGGUUCAGCUUUGGGGUUGGUGACACUCUGACCUUCUCGUGCUCAUUGGGUUACCGGCUGGAAGGAGCCUCCGAGAUCAUCUGUCUUGGUGGUGGCCGGCGAGUGUGGAGUGCCCCUCUGCCAAGGUGUGUGGCUGAAUGUGGUGCAUCUGCAACAAAUAAUGAAGGGAUUUUGCUUUCUCCAAAUUAUCCACUCAACUAUGAAAACAACCACGAAUGCAUUUACAGCAUUCAGGUUCAAGCAGGAAAGGGAAUCAACAUCUCAGCCCGAACGUUUCAUUUAGCACAAGGAGAUGUUCUUAAGAUUUAUGAUGGAAAAGAUAAAACGACACAUCUGCUAGGUGCUUUUACUGGUGCAUCUAUGCGGGGACUCACACUUAGUAGUACUUCCAAUCAGCUCUGGUUAGAAUUUAAUUCUGAUUCUGAAGGGACAGAUGAAGGCUUUCAACUUGUCUACACCAGUUUUGAACUUUCACAUUGUGAAGAUCCCGGCAUUCCACAAUUUGGAUACAAGAUCAGCGACCAGGGCCACUUUGCUGGGAGCACCAUCAUCUAUGGCUGCAACCCAGGCUACACCCUCCACGGAAGCAGCCUCCUCAAGUGCAUGACGGGGGAGAGAAGGGCAUGGGAUUACCCGCUGCCGUCCUGCAUAGCUGAAUGUGGAGGUCGUUUUAAAGGAGAAUCAUCAGGGAGAAUCUUAUCUCCUGGUUACCCCUUUCCCUAUGACAAUAAUCUGCGCUGCAUGUGGAUGAUUGAAGUAGACCCAGGAAACAUUGUCAGCCUACAGUUUCUUGCUUUUGAUACCGAAGCAUCACACGAUAUCCUCAGAGUUUGGGAUGGCCCUCCAGAAAACGAGAUGCUUCUGAAGGAAAUCAGUGGGUCUCUUAUCCCUGAAGGAAUUCACAGCACCCUCAACAUAGUGACCAUCCAGUUCGACACGGACUUUUAUAUCAGUAAAUCUGGAUUCGCCAUUCAGUUCUCCAGUUCGGUGGCCACCGCGUGCCGUGACCCAGGGGUGCCCAUGAAUGGGACUCGCAAUGGAGAUGGAAGGGAGCCUGGGGACACUGUUGUAUUUCAGUGUGACCCUGGAUAUGAGCUUCAAGGACAAGAAAGAAUAACCUGCAUUCAGGUAGAAAAUCGAUACUUCUGGCAGCCCAGCCCGCCCGUCUGUAUAGCACCCUGUGGCGGCAACUUAACAGGAUCUUCAGGCUUUAUUCUUUCGCCGAACUUCCCUCACCCAUAUCCGCACAGCGGCAACUGCGACUGGACCAUCGCUGUCAACGCGGACUACGUCAUCUCCCUGGCAUUCAUCAGCUUUAGCAUAGAGCCAAACUAUGACUUCCUGUAUAUCUAUGAUGGACCAGACAGCAACAGCCCACUGAUCGGAAGUUUUCAAGACAGCAAGUUACCAGAGAGAAUCGAAAGCAGCUCAAAUACCAUGCAUCUGGCUUUCCGGAGUGACGGGUCUGUGAGUUACACUGGAUUUCACUUAGAAUACAAAGCAAAACUGCGGGAGUCCUGCUUUGAUCCAGGCAAUAUAAUGAAUGGCUCCAGGCUCGGGAUGGACUACAAAUUAGGGUCCACAGUCACCUAUUACUGUGAUGCCGGCUACGUUCUCCAAGGGUAUUCUACACUGACCUGUAUCAUGGGAGAUGACGGAAGACCCGGAUGGAAUCGAGCCCUACCAAGCUGUCAUGCACCCUGUGGGAGUCGCUCAACAGGAUCAGAAGGCACUGUUCUAUCACCAAAUUAUCCAAAAAAUUAUAGUGUGGGACACAACUGUGUUUAUUCUAUAGCCGUUCCCAAGGAGUUUGUGGUGUUUGGCCAGUUUGUACAUUUCCAGACAUCACUCCACGAUGUUGUUGAGGUGUAUGAUGGGCCAACUCAGCAGUCUUCUCUGUUAUCUUCCCUCUCGGGAUCCCACUCAGGAGAAUCACUUCCACUGAGUUCAGGUAAUCAGAUCACAAUUCGAUUUACUUCAGUUGGACCAAUAACAGCUAAGGGAUUUCACUUUGUGUACCAAGCGGUUCCUAGAACAAGUUCUACACAAUGCAGUUCUGUGCCUGAACCAAGAUUCGGAAGGAGAAUUGGCAAUGAAUUUGCAGUUGGUUCUUUGGUUCUUUUUGAAUGUAAUCCAGGAUAUAUUCUCCAUGGAUCCUUAGCAAUUAGGUGUGACACAGUGCCCAAUUCUCUAGCCCAGUGGAAUGAUUCCUUACCUACAUGUAUUGUGCCCUGUGGAGGAAUUUUAACUAAGCCCAAAGGGACUAUUUUGUCUCCUGGUUACCCUGAGCCCUAUGACAACAAUCUGAAUUGUGUGUGGAAGAUCACUGUGCCAGAGGGAGCUGGGAUUCAAGUGCAAGUUAUUAGCUUUGCCACCGAACAUAACUGGGAUUCUCUGGACUUUUAUGAUGGGGGAGACAACAACGCGCCAAGGCUUGGAAGUUAUUCAGCAAUUGGUUUGGAUUCUUGUCCUGAGCCGCAGACUCCGAGCAGUGGAAUCAAAAUUGGAGACCGAUACAUGGUUGGGGACGUGGUGUCCUUCCAGUGUAGUCAAGGCUAUUCUCUGCAGGGCCAUUCUCACAUUACGUGCAUGCCUGGACCAGUCAGAAGAUGGAACUAUCCCAUCCCUAUUUGUCUGGCUCAAUGUGGCGGUGGUAUGUCAGAUUUCAGUGGUGUGAUCCUCAGUCCUGGCUUUCCCGGAAACUAUCCCAGCAGCUUAGAUUGCACGUGGACCAUAAAGUUACCCAUAGGAUUUGGUGUACAUCUCCAGUUUGUAAAUUUUUCUACAGAAACCAUACACGAUUACUUGGAAGUAAGAAGUGGAUCAUCAGAAUUGAGUACGGUCAUCGGCCGGCUUAGUGGUCCCCAAAUACCGUCUUCUCUGUUCAGCACAACCCACGAAACCAGCUUGUAUUUUCACAGUGACUACUCACAAAACAAGCAGGGCUUUCACAUUGUAUAUCAAGCCUAUCAAUUACAAAGCUGUCCCGAUCCACGUCCUUUUCGAAAUGGUUUCGUAAUUGGCAGUGAUUUUACCGUGGGGCAGACCAUUUCGUUUGAAUGUUUCCCAGGAUACACCUUAAUUGGGAAUUCAGCUCUUACCUGCCUUCAUGGAGUCAGUCGCAACUGGAAUCAUCCUCUGCCACGGUGUGAAGCUCUUUGUGGUGGGAAUAUCACCGCUAUGAAUGGCACUAUUUAUUCUCCCGGGUAUCCCGAUGAAUAUCCAAACUUUCAAGAUUGCUUUUGGCUUGUAAGAGUACCUCCGGGGAACGGAAUCUACAUCAAUUUUACUGUCCUUCAAACAGAACCAAUCUAUGAUUUCAUUACCGUAUGGGAUGGGCCAGACCAAAACUCACCUCAGAUUGGCCAGUUCAGUGGCAAUACCGCUUUGGAAUCAGUCUACAGCACUUCAAAUCAGAUUCUCAUAAAAUUCCACAGCGAUUUCACAACAAGUGGAUUUUUUGUGCUCAGUUAUCAUGCCUAUCAAUUAAGAGUUUGCCAACCUCCACCACCAGUAGCCAAUGCUGAAAUUUUGACUGAAGAUGAUGAAUUUGAAAUAGGUGACAUUAUUAGAUACCAGUGUCUUCCAGGAUUCACACUGGUCGGAAACGCGAUUCUGACGUGCAGGUUAGGUGAGCGCCUGCAGAUGGACGGGGCCCCUCCAGUUUGCCAAGUGCUGUGUCCUGCCAAUGAGUUACGGUUAGAUUCUACAGGAGUCAUACUGAGCCCUGGAUACCCUGACAGUUACCCAAACCUUCAGAUGUGCGCCUGGAGCAUUUCAGUGGAAAAGGGUUACAAUAUCAGCAUGUUUGUCGAGUUCUUCCAGACAGAAAAGGAAUUUGAUGUUCUUCAGGUGUAUGACGGACCAAAUAUUCAGAGUCCAGUGCUGGUUUCUCUCAGUGGAGAUUAUUCAUCUGCUUUUAAUAUAACAAGCAAUGGUCAUGAAGUGUUUCUUCAGUGGUCAGCGGAUCAUGGAAAUAACAAGAAAGGCUUCCGGAUCAGAUACAUAGCUUUCUACUGCAGCACGCCGGACUCCCCGCCGCACGGCUACAUCAUCAGCCAGACCGGCGGGCAGCUCAACAGCGUGGUGCGCUGGGCCUGCGACCGCGGCUUCCGGCUGGUGGGCAAGAGCAGCGCCGUGUGCAGGAGGUCCUCCUACGGCUACCACGCGUGGGACGCGCCCGUGCCCGCCUGCCAGGCCAUUUCCUGUGGCAUUCCUAAAGCACCAACAAAUGGAGGGAUUCUCACAACAGACUACUUGGUGGGAACUAGAGUCACCUACUUUUGUAACGACGGAUACAGAUUGUCGUCCAAGGAACUCACCACGGCCGUCUGCCAAUCAGACGGGACAUGGAGCAGCCACAACAAGACCCCUCGCUGUGUGGUUGUCACGUGCCCAGGCAUCCACUCUUUUACUCUUGACCAUGGAAGAUGGAGAAUUGUAAAUGGAUCGCACUAUGAAUACAAAACCAAGGUGGUCUUCAGCUGUGACCCUGGCUAUCAUGGCCUGGGUCCUGCUUCCGUCGAAUGUCUUGCUAACGGUACCUGGAGCUGGAGAAAUGAAAGGCCGUAUUGCCAAAUUAUUUCCUGUGGAGAACUGCCUACGCCCCCAAAUGGAAAUAAGAUUGGAACUCAAACUUCAUACGGCUCAACAGCUAUUUUUACCUGUGAUUCAGGAUUCAUGCUUGUUGGCUCUGCUGUACGGGAAUGCCUUUCUUCAGGUCUUUGGAGUGGAUCGGAAACCAGAUGCUUAGCGGGUCACUGUGGAAUUCCCGAGCUCAUUGUGAAUGGUCAAGUCAUUGGAGAAAAUUACGGGUACAGGGACACCGUUGUAUACCAGUGCAAUCCUGGCUUUCGGCUGAUUGGCUCUUCAGUGAGGAUAUGUCAGCAGGACCACAACUGGUCUGGUCAGCUCCCAUCCUGUGUGCCUGUUAGCUGCGGUCACCCUGGCAGUCCGAUUUAUGGAAGAACAAGUGGCAAUGGAUUCAACUUUAAUGACGUGGUAACAUUCUCCUGCAAUAUUGGGUAUCUCAUGCAAGGACCCACAAAGGCACAGUGCCAAGCUAACAGGCAGUGGAGCCACCCCCCACCUGUGUGCAGAGUGGUCAACUGUUCUGAUCCUGGAAUUCCAGCCAAUUCCAAAAGAGAAAGUAAAAUAGAACAUGGAAAUUUUACCUAUGGCACUGUGGUGUUCUAUGACUGCAAUCCUGGAUAUUUUUUAUUUGGAUCAUCCGUAUUGAUAUGUCAGCCAAAUGGACAGUGGGACAAACCAUUACCAGAAUGUAUCAUGGUUGACUGUGGACACCCUGGCGUCCCUCCUAACGCAGUGCUGUCUGGCGAGAAGUACACUUUUGGGUCUACCGUUCACUACUCCUGCACGGGAAGGCGUUCCCUUCUAGGCCUGUCGUCGAGGACUUGCCAGCUCAAUGGGCACUGGAGCGGCUCACAGCCGCACUGUUCAGGUGAUGCUACCGGUACGUGUGGGGAUCCAGGUACUCCAGGUCAUGGAUCUCGACAGGAGAGUGAUUUCAGAACAAAAAGUACCGUACGUUUUGCUUGUGAUACGGGUUAUAUCAUUCAUGGCUCUGAAGAAAGAACGUGUUUAGCCAACGGCAGUUGGACUGGAAGGCAGCCAGAGUGCAGAGCUGUGCAGUGUGGCAACCCAGGAACCACAGCCAACGGGAAAGUCUUUCGACUUGAUGGCACUGCAUUUUCCAGCUCCGUCAUCUACUCCUCCAGAAUAUUUCAACAGCUGUUUCUAAUCACUUUGAAUAUAAUUGCAGCUGUUACGUGCCAGGCUCCUCCCCAGAUCUCUAACGGAAGGCUGGAAGGAACAAAUUUCGACUGGGGCUUUAGCAUUAGCUACAUCUGUUCUGCGGGGUACGAGCUGUCUUUCCCCGCUGUCUUGACCUGUGUUGGGAACGGUACCUGGAGCGGGGAGGUGCCGCAGUGCCUGCCUAAAUUUUGCGGCGACCCCGGGGUCCCUUCCCAAGGGAAGCGAGAAGGCAAGAGCUUCAUAUACCAGUCAGAGGUCUCCUUCAGCUGCAGCUCGCCUUUCAUCCUCGUGGGCUCGAGCACCAGGCUGUGCCAGGCGGAUGGCACGUGGAGUGGCUCCUCGCCUCACUGCAUAGGAAACGUUAUCCAGUUCCAUUGCAAAAAAGGUCACCUGCUCCAAGGGUCUACAACCCGUACUUGUCUCCCUGACCUAACGUGGAGUGGGGUUCAGCCGGAAUGCAUACCCCACAGCUGUAAGCAGCCCGAAACACCUGCUCAUGCAAACGUAGUGGGCAUGGACCUCCCGUCGCACGGGUACACGCUCAUUUACACUUGCCAGCCUGGCUUCUUCUUAGCUGGUGGAACAGAGCACAGAGUGUGUCGAUCUGACAACACUUGGACUGGAAAAGUCCCUGUUUGUGAAGCUGGUUCUAAAAUAUUGGUGAAAGACCCUAGACCUGCACUAGGAACGCCCAGUCCAAAGCUAAGUGUUCCUGAUGAUGUGUUUGCCCAGAAUUACAUAUGGAAAGGCUCUUACAAUUUCAAGGGAAGGAAACAACCCAUGACACUGACAGUCACUAGUUUCAAUGCUUCUACAGGGAGAGUUAAUGCAACACUGAGUAACAGCAAUAUGGAACUACUUCUUUCAGGGGUUUAUAAAAGCCAGGAAGCUCGCUUAAUGCUACACAUAUAUCAUGUUAAAGUGCCAGCUCACGCUUCUGGGAAGAAAAUGAAGGAGGAGAACUGGGCAAUGGACGGCUUUGUGUCUGCUGAGCCUGAUGGAGCUACUUACGUAUUUCAAGGAUUUAUUCAAGGCAAAGAUUAUGGUCAAUUCGGACUACAAAGGCUGGGACUGAAUAUGUCAGAAGGUUCGAACUCUUCGAAUCAACCUCAUGGUACAAACAGUAGCUCUGUGGCCAUUGCUAUUCUUGUGCCUUUUUUUGCACUUAUAUUUGCAGGAUUUGGAUUUUAUCUCUAUAAGCAAAGGACUGCACCCAAGACACAGUACACAGGAUGUUCAGUUCAUGAGAACAACAAUGGCCAAGCAGCGUUUGAGAACCCCAUGUACGACACCAGCGCCAAGUCAGUGGAAGGGAAGGCUGUGCGGUUCGACCCUAACCUGAACACGGUUUGCACAAUGGUAUAACGCGGCGACAGUUUGCCUUCAUCAGUCUUGGAAACCGACACACAACACAGUGCACAUUCAGUUCACUGCGAAACAAAGCACACUUUUCAGGACUUGCUGGGUCACCUUUUCCCGAGGAAUGAUAGA
Molecule: messenger RNA, 11346 nt
Organism: Octodon degus (degu)
Lineage: Eukaryota; Metazoa; Chordata; Mammalia; Rodentia; Octodontidae
Gene: Csmd3
Product: CUB and Sushi multiple domains 3
Exons: 71
Coding region: 1-11220 (3739 amino acids)
Biological process (GO): regulation of dendrite development
Source: RefSeq, a predicted model, not a curated record